This is a messenger RNA of Cuscuta campestris, 6067 nucleotides long. The record is from the annotation of a GenBank genome assembly. NCBI's taxonomy places the organism in Eukaryota, Viridiplantae, Streptophyta, Magnoliopsida, Solanales, Convolvulaceae.
AAUCCUGAUCUCUCCUCACCUGUCUUCUUCGUCUUUCGCUUCGCGGGAGUACUUGUGCUCGUUCCAAUCGCCGGAGUACUUGUGCUCGUUCCAAUCGCCGGAGUACUUGUGCUCGUUCCAAUCGCCGUCCAUCUUCUCCAACUUCUCAAUUGACGCGCGACCAGGUUAGACCAAGGGGGCGAGUUUGCCGGAAUUCUUACGCCUAUUGGAGUGGGAUUCUUUGCCAAUUGAUUUGAGGUAGGGGUCAAGAUUUGGAUGAGCAACAUGGAGGAUAGUGAAGCGUGAGGCUGGUCGAUGGUUUGUUUUGAAACAUGGGAUAUGAAUCCAGUAGCCCAUUCCAUGAUGGCCAUGAUGAAGAUGAUGAUGAUGAUUACGAGGAUGAUGGUAGUGGCAACCAUCUUUUGGGAUUUAUGUUCGGAAAUGUUGAUUACUCAGGAGAUCUUGAUGUUGAUUACCUUGAUGAGGAUGCAAAGGAGCAUCUAGCUGCAUUGGCCGACAAGCUUGGUCCAUCCUUGACAGAUAUUGAUUUGUCUGUGAAACCGCCACAAGCACAUUCAGAUGCUGCUGAACAAGAUUAUGAUGGCAAGGCAGAAGAUGCCGUGGACUAUGAAGAUAUUGAUGAGCAGUAUGAAGGCCCUGAAGUUCAUACUUCCUCCGAGGAAGACCUUUUACUGCCAAAGAAGGAAUUUUUCUCUAACCAAAUAUCAGCAUCUACUUUCAAUAACAUGGCCUCUGUUUUUGACGAUGAAAACUAUGAUGAGGACGAUAUAGAAGAGGUCCCAGAGCAGGAUGAAUUGGAGAACAGCAAUGAAUACCUGCAGUUUCCUGAAACAGGGAAGUAUAAUCAUGAUAUAAAAUCAGCAUAUGAAAGUGGCGAACUUCCAAUAGAUGUAAUAACACCUUAUUCUGAAGAGUUUGCUAAAGAUGUCCAGCCCGUGGAUUCUCCUGAACUUGUAGAUCUUUAUGAUUUUCAGGAGGACUCUAUUGCUUUUGAAGAGCCAUGUAAUGGUAAAAGGUCCAUGCCUCUACCGAUUCUUUGUAUAGAGGAUGGACUGCCUAUCCUUCGGUUUUCUGAAAUUUUUGGCAUUCAUGAACUCCAAAAGAAGACCGAGAAGAGAGAGCACAAUUAUUUUGUUGCCAAAGAGAAGAACAAUGCGGAAUCUUCAGGAAUUCUUGAAGAAGACGAAGAGGAUAUUUUCAGAGGAUCGUUUAAAGACUUUCCUUGGUUGAGAGUGGCAUGUAUAACGAAAGAAAGUAUUUAUAUGGAUGACGAGCCGGGAUCGUUUCACGAGACUGGAAGAAUAGUUGCAAAAGCUGAUGACAUGAAAAAGGGCUCUUGUUCUGGGUCUGAACCAAUGAAGGUGAAUAUGCCAGUUAACAUAUCUGUGGAAUGGAGUUCAUCUUCUUGUCCCAAGUUCUAUCCGCUUGAUCAACAAGAUUGGGAGGAUAGAAUUAUUUGGGAAAAUUCACCAGUUUCUAGUGCUGAUACGGCCGAGAGUAUUGAGACUUCUGAGAGUAUGGAGACAUCUGGACCCAAUUUUGGUGCAUCUUAUGAUAAAAAGAUGGAAAUGAAGGCUGGCUUCGAAACUUCAAAUUUGAAUCUAGAAGUUGAAUCCCACGCAAGAGAUAAAAAAUCUUUUAUCCACCUUGGAGGUGUUUCUUUUGGGCCGUUUGGUUCAAGAGAAAGUUCAGGAGAAAUAGAUGUUCCCUUACAUAGCAGAAGAUUUCAUCCUCAACUAUUGAGGUUACACUCUCGACCGGAUAGUAAUGACCAAGAUAGCACGAAAUCUGGAGAGGAUUAUAUUGUUCCGGACCGAAUCAGAUCUGGUGCUUUGCAGCGUUUUGAGCAGCUCACAUCACUAAAUGCGGAAGUGCAGGAAGGAUCUUGGUUGGACAACAUAAUAUGGGAACCAGAACAAGUCACCCCAAAACCAAAACUAAUCUAUGAUCUUCAAGACAAACAGAUGCUUUUUGAAGUUCUAGACGAUAAGGACAGCAAACACAUCCAGCUUCAUGCUGGCGCAAUGAUCACUACCAGUUGGGUAAAGGCCAAAGUAGGUGGUUCUGUUGAGUUACUUCUUGGAGGUCCUACAGGGAAUUUUAACAUUGCCAAUGACGAAUUCUAUUCCAAUAGAAAAUCUUCACAGCUAUUAAAAUCACAGUCAAAAAAGCGCACUGCCCAUGUCCUUAAAGUUCUCCAUUCAAUUCCAGCUCUUAGGCUGGAGACCAUGAAGGCAAAGCUAAGCAACAAAGAUAUUUCCAAUUUUCACCGGCCAAGAGCUCUUUGGUAUCCCCAUGACAAUGAGGUUGUGCGCAACGGUCAAUGGAGGCUUUCCACACAAGGAUCCAUGAAAGUUAUAUUGAAAAGUUUGGGUGGCAAGGGAAGUAAACUUCAUGUGGAUUUUGAGGAAACUGUCUCUUCACUUAAGACAAGAGCUUCAAAAAAGCUAGAUUUUAAACUCUCUGAACCAGUAAAAAUAUUCUACUCGGGGAGGGAGCUUGAGGACCAUAAAUCCCUUGCAGAACAAAAUGUUCAGCCAAACUCCUUGCUGCAUCUUGUUCGCACAAAAGUUCAAUUGAUGCCUAGGGCACAAAAGCUUCCGGGUGAGAACAAGUCUUUGCGUCCUCCCGGGGCCUUUAAGAAGAAAUCUGAUCUUUCAGUUAAAGAUGGUCAUGUUUUCCUGAUGGAAUACUGUGAAGAAAGGCCUUUGCUUCUGGGAAAUGUUGGAAUGGGUGCAAGAUUGUGCACCUAUUACCAAAAAUCAACCCCAAAUGAUCAAGCAGGUUCCUUGAUGCGCAAUGAGAACUCCAGAUUGGGGAGUCUCAUCAUACUUGAUCCUGCUGACAAAUCACCUUUCCUGGGUGACAUAAAACCUGGCUCCCGCCAGUCUUCCCUCGAGACGAAUAUGUAUCGAGCACCUAUAUUUCAGCAUAAAGUGUCAUCAACAGAUUAUCUAUUAGUCCGCACUGCAAAAGGAAAGCUUUCCAUCAGGCGCAUUGACAGGAUUGAUGUUGUUGGACAACAGGAGCCUCACAUGGAAGUGAUCUCCCCGGGAUCAAAAGGAGUCCAAUCAUACAUAAUGAACAGGCUAUCUGUGUACAUGUAUCGUAAAUUUCUUGCCGACGAGAAGCGUGGUGUUCACCCUGUUGUCCAUGCAGAUGAGUUGUCUGUGCAAUUUCCAAGCUUUUCAGAGGCCUUCCUUCGGAAAAGGCUUAAAAAUUGUGCUGAUAUGCAGAGAGGAACAAAUGGACAGCUGGUUUGGGUUAUGAAGAGAAGUUUUCGCAUUCCAUCAGAAGAAGAGUUAAGGAGGAUGGUGACCCCUGAAAGUGUUUGUGCAUAUGAAAGCAUGCAAGCUGGUCUCUACAGGCUUAAACGUUUAGGGAUUACCCGGCUAACUAAUCCCUCAGGCCUUUCUGCUGCAAUGAAUCAACUUCCAGAUGAAGCAAUAGCCUUAGCUGCUGCAUCACAUAUUGAGAGGGAACUGCAGAUAACUCCUUGGAACUUGAGCAGCAACUUUGUUUCAUGUACCAACCAGGACAGAGGUAACAUUGAACGUAUGGAAAUUACCGGGGUUGGAGAUCCUUCUGGACGAGGAUUAGGGUUUAGUUAUGUCCGUGCUACUCCUAAGGCACCUGUUUCAAAUACAAUGACAAAGAAAAAAAUGGCUCUUACUAAAGGGUCAACUGUUACUGGAACAGAUGCUGAUCUACGAAGACUGAGCAUGGAAGCUGCACGUGAGGUUCUUCUCAAGUUCAAUGUUCCAGAGGAGCAGAUUGCAAAACAGACUAGGUGGCACAGAAUUGCUAUGAUUAGGAAACUGUCAAGUGAGCAAGCUGCUUCGGGUGUAAAGGUUGAUCCGACCACAAUAAGCAAGUAUGCUCGUGGUCAGCGCAUGUCCUUUUUGCAAUUGCAGCAGCAGACCAGAGAAAAAUGUCAGGAAAUCUGGGAGCGGCAAGUUCAAAAUCUUUCUGUUGUUGAUGUUGAGGAAAACGAGAGUGACACUGAAGCCAACAGUGAUCUAGACUCAUUUGCUGGAGAUCUAGAAAAUCUUCUAGAUGCAGAGGAAUGUGAAGAGGGCGAUGAGGGUGCUUGUGAGUUGAAACAUGAUAAACUAGAUGGUGUCAAAGGACUCAAGAUGAGAAGGCAUCCAUUUCAAGCUCAGUUGGAAGAGGAAAUUGAAGAUGAGGCUGCUGAAGCUGCAGAAUUGUGCAGGAUGCUCAUGGAUGAUGAUGAUGCUAAUCGAAAGAAGAAAAAAAAGGAAAAAUCUGCUGUUGAGCGUGUUGGAUUGAUUCCAGAGGCACGAUCACAGUUUCUUAUGGAAAAUACAGAUCAUGGGAAGUUAAUCUGUAUGGCUCCUAAACAGGUUAUCCAAACCGAUGGAUCAAAUGCAUUUAAAGAGGAUAUAGCUGGGGAGCAGAUAGAGGCUGAUGAUGGAUUACUUGACAAAACAAACUUCUUCAACAAGGUGAAACCAAAGAAAAAAACCGAUCUCUCCGAGCCAGGGUUACUAAAUAAGAAAGUUAAAAUACUCGCUGAUGGAAUUCAGAGUGCCAAGGAGAAAAAGUCUGCCAGAGAGACUUUUAUCUGCGGGGCUUGUGGUCAGGUUGGCCAUAUGAGAACUAACAAGCACUGUCCCAAGUAUGGCGGAGAUGUUGACAUCCUAGAUCCAGAAAUGGCUUUGGUUAAAGGUAAUUCAUCAGAGCAUUUAGAUACACCCCUUCUACAGAAGCCUCUGAAGAUCAUACAAAGAAGUGGAACAAAAAAUGCUGUUGUUGAUGCUCAAGAAGAAAAGACUGGCAGCUCAAAGGCUAAAGUACUUAAGUUUAAAUAUGGUUCAAUGGAUAAAAUUUCUGAUAAACCUACUCCUGCUACCUCCCUGAGUUCUGAUAAACUGGUAACUUCUGAUGGUGAAACCGGAUCCAAGCCGGUGGUGAAGAUCAAUAAGUUGAAGUUUUCUAACUUUAAUAAUCAUAUUGAACCUCCUGAAGAUGGUGCAGGUGGUGAGUUACACAAACCCUCCAUUCUAAUAAAACCACCCAAUGAGGCACACAAGAAAAUCAUAAUCAAACAAUCAAAGGACUCAUAUAACAUGGAUGAUGAAGGAAGUAGUGGGUUCGAACAUAGGAAAAUGAAAAAAAUUGUCGAAUUGUCAUGCUUUGAUAUUCAAACGGAUCAUGAAAGGGUUCAUUACCCCGAAGAGGUAUCGAGGAGGAAAAAUAUGCAGGCUAAGCAUAAUCUUUGGGUAGAGCAAGAAAGGAUGAGAGCUGAGAGGGAGAGAGAAGAGAGAUUUUUGUAUGAGCAACGGCACAAGGCAUUUGAAGAGCAGGAAAGGUUGGCUGAACUUAGAAGAUAUGAAGAUAGUUUAAGGAAAGAGAGGGAAGAAGAAGAGGAGGGCCGAAAGGCAAAAAAGAAGAAAAAACUACUUCAACAUAAACCUUUCCUCCGGAGUAAUUACUUGGAUGAUAUUCCUCUGUGGAAACAACACAAUAGAACGAUGAUGCUGGAUAGAGACAGAACAGCAAAACGUAGGUCCACUGAAGUUGACUUUGGGGGUAGGCAUAGCAUAGACUAUACUCCUUCCUCCAAGCGUAGAAGGCUCGGAGAGGUUGGGCUGUCAAACAUACUGGAGGGCAUUGUUGAGACCUUGAAGGCACGGGAAGUGUCUCGCCUCUUCUUGAGACCAGUGUCCAAGAAGGAAGCCCCAGACUACCUGCAAUACAUAGAUCGCCCUAUGGACCUAUCCACCAUUCGGGACAAGGUUAGGAAAUUGGAGUACAAAAACCGCCACGAUUUCAGGCAUGAUGUGUAUCAGAUUGCCUAUAAUGCACACAAGUACAAUGACAAUCGCAACCCGGGGAUCCCUCCCCUUGCUGAUCAGCUUCUGGAGAUUUGUGACUUCCUGCUGGGGCAGAAUGAUGAUUCCUUGUCUGAAGCAGAGGCCAGUAUAGAUAAAGGGGAUAUGACUCGUCUAACUUAUAGAGAUUGAUUUUGUUUUUUUGUUUUUUUUUUUGGAUUCAAACUACUCUUAUGAGAAGUUGUAAUGUAUAAUAAACAGCUCUAUCUACU